Gorilla gorilla gorilla (western lowland gorilla) is the source of this 711-nucleotide messenger RNA. It is a transcript of the gene PLET1, whose product is annotated as placenta expressed transcript 1. The record is from RefSeq and is a predicted model, not a curated record. Gene Ontology annotation, biological process: wound healing, spreading of epidermal cells; negative regulation of cell-matrix adhesion; positive regulation of cell migration. Gene Ontology annotation, cellular component: external side of plasma membrane; apical plasma membrane. The transcript has 4 exons. Bases 1 to 711 code for a protein of 236 amino acids. Lineage: Eukaryota; Metazoa; Chordata; Mammalia; Primates; Hominidae.
AUGGCAGUCUUCCAUGACAUGCUGCUGCAGCCACUGGGGAUGUUUCUGUGCCUCAGUCUGCAGCUUUCUUCUGCCACCUUUAUAAGGUACAGUAGCACCUGCUUCACCUUUGAUGAAUACGACCCUGUAACCCUAGACAUCAAGGCCAGUUCACAUAUCUAUGAAAGCAAUGCAGUCUAUUCAGUAUUUGUUCCCGUGAAUGACAGCGUCUAUGCUGUGGUUAUGAAAACCUUGGACGAGAACAGUGACUCAGCGGGCCUCUGGCAAAGAGCGGAUGAAAAUUGCUACAGCAACUCCACGUAUUACGUGAAAGAUCAAUACACGACGGUCUUAGAGGCACAGUGGCAAGCUCCUGAACCUGAGAACAUAACUGAAGUGGAGAUACAAGCUUUCACUGUCCAGAUCAGAGCGCUGCCUAUACUUUCUACUCUGAAGCUAAGAGAAAAACUGUCAACCUUAGCCUUAGCUGCCAAGAUUCCCCAGAGCUCAGCCUUCAAGCCUUUCUUCAUGAUUACACCCAAGAGUAUCAGACUCGAAGGCUUGGCCAACCAAGUCUUCAGCAGCCCCAUCACAGAUGCCAUUUAUAUCCUGCUUGCUUUUCUCACCAGCACACUUCUCCCUAAAGGGAAGCCAGGGAAACAAUUGUUUCUGCCUCCACUGCAUUCUCCUACAUUCAGUUCCAAGCUGGUGCUGGGAACCGAAUGUGUGUAA